AUUCCACUCCUGGGUAUAGAAUGUUUCUAACAGUGCUGUUUGUGAUAGCUUCAAACUGGCAUCAAUUCAAUGGUCUAUUCACCGUAGGAUGGAUAUGUAAUUUGUGGUAAAGUCACACAGUAGAAUGCUAGUAUACAGUCAUGAGUAUGAAUGAACAUACUGCUGCACAUAACCAUACGGACACACCUCAUGGACAUGAUGCUGAGCAAAAGAAAUCAGAAACACAAAAAUAUGCUCACUGUACAAUUCUAUUCAUAUAGUAAGUACAGAAAUAAGCAAAACUGAUCCAUGGCAUUGAAAGUCAGAAUGGUUACAUUAGGAGAGAUAGUGUCACCAACCCCUGCAGGUCAGGGACCCUACGAUGUCAUUCUGUCUGGUGUCACAUCACUAGGAUGAGAUAGGAGUGGUUUAGACCUGGAAAAGGAGUCGUGACGUGCAGGAAACCAUUACAACACCACUCGGGCCGUGCUCUCUGGCUGCUACCGCCACCCCCGUCCUUGCCUCUGGUACAAGUUAAAGAGCCAACACCAUGACUGACUCCAAGUACUUCACAACCAAUAAAAAAGAAGAAAUCUUUGAAUUAAAGGCUGAACUCAACAAUGAAAAGAAAGAAAAGAGAAAGGAGGCUGUGAAGAAAGUGAUCACCGCUAUGACUGUGGGGAAGGACGUGAGCUCUCUCUUUCCAGAUGUAGUGAACUGUAUGCAGACUGACAACCUGGAACUGAAGAAGCUCGUGUACCUCUACCUGAUGAACUAUGCCAAGAGUCAGCCAGACAUGGCCAUCAUGGCUGUAAGCUUUGUGAAGGACUGUGAAGAUCCCAAUCCUCUGAUUCGGGCCUUGGCAGUCAGAACCAUGGGGUGCAUCUGGGUGGACAAGAUCACAGAAUAUCUCUGUGAGCCCCUCUGCAAGUGCUUGAAGGAUGAAGAUCCCUAUGUUCAGAAAACAGCAGCAGUCUGUGUGGCGAAACUCCACGAUAUCAAUGCCCAGAUGGUGGAAGAUCAGGGAUUUCUGGAUUCUCUGCAGGAUCUCAUAGCAGAUUCCAAUCCAAUGGUGGUGGCUAAUGCUGUAGCAGCGUUAUCUGAAAUCAGCGAAUCUCACCCAAACAGCAACUCACUCGACCUGAACCCCCAGAACAUUAAUAAGCUGCUGACAGCCCUGAAUGAGUGCACUGAAUGGGGCCAGAUUUUCAUCCUGGACCGCCUGUCCAAUAAUAACCCUAAAGAUGACCGAGAGGCUCAGAGCAUCUGUGAGCGGGUGACUCCCCGGCUGUCUCAUGCCAACUCAGCAGUGGUGCUUUCAGCAGCAAAAGUCCUGAUGAAAUUUCUGGAGUUGUUACCCAAGGACUCUGACUGCUACAAUGUGCUGCUGAAGAAGUUGGCCCCUCCGCUCGUCACUUUCCUCUCGGGGGAGCCAGAGGUGCAGUACGUCGCCCUGAGGAACAUCAACCUAAUUGUUCAGAGAAGGCCUGAAAUAUUAAAGCAGGAAAUCAAAGUCUUCUUUGUGAAGUAUAAUGAUCCCAUCUAUGUUAAAUUAGAGAAGUUGGACACCAUGAUUCAUUUAGCAUCCCAAGCCAAUAUUGCUCAGGUUCUGGCCGAACUGAAGGAAUGUGCCACAGAGGUGGAUGUUGACUUCGUUCGCAAAGCUGUGCAGGCCAUUGGACGGUGUGCCAUCAAGGUGGAGCAAUCUGCAGAACGUUGUGUAAGCAUGUUGCUUGAUCUCAUCCAGACCAAAGUAAAUUAUGGGGUCCAAGAGGCAAUCGUCGUCAUCAGGGACAUCUUCCGCAAGUACCCCAACACAUAUGAAAGUAUCAUUGCCACUCUCUGUGAGAACCUAGACUCGCUGGAUGAGCCAGAUGCUCGAGCAGCUAUGAUUUGGAUUGUGGGAGAAUAUGCUGAACGAAUUGACAAUGCAGAUGAGUUACUAGAGAGCUUCCUGGAGGGUUUUCAUGAUGAAAGCACCCAGGUGCAGCUCACUCUGCUCACAGCCAUCGUGAAGCUGUUCCUCAAGAAGCCGUCGGAAACACAGGAGCUGGUGCGACAGGUCUUGAGCUUGGCAUCACAGGAUUCUGAUAAUCUUGACCUUUGAGAUAGGGGUUAUUUAUGGUGGCUUCUCUCAACGGACCCUGUCACAGCCAAAGAAGUAGUCUUGUCUGAGAAGCCACUGAUCUCUGAGGAGGCAGAUCUCAUUGAGCCAACUCUGCUGGAUGAGCUAAUCUGCCUCAUUGGUUCUUUGGCCUCUGUGUACCACAAGCCUCCCAAUGCUUUUGUGGAAGGAAGUCACGGAAUCCAUCGCAAACACUUGCCAAUACAUCAUGGGAGCACUGAUGCUGGUGACAGCCCUGUUGGUACCACCACUGCCACCAACCUGGAGCAGCCUCAGGUUAUUCCCUCUCAAGGUGACCUUCUGGGAGACCUUUUAACUGACCUCGGUCCCCCAGUCAAUGUGCCACAGGUAUCCUCCAUGCAGGUGGGAGCAGUGGAUCUCUUGGGAGGAGGACUAGAUAGUCUGCUUGGCAGUGACCUUGGCAGGGGCAUUGGAGGAAGUCCGGCAGUGGGACAGUCCUUCAUCCCGUCAUCGGUGCCUGCAACCUUUGCUCCUUCCCCUACCCCUGCUGUGGUCAGCAGCGGCCUGAACGAUCUGUUUGAACUCUCCACCGGGAUGGCCCAUGGUGGAUACAUGGCUCCUAAGGCUGUCUGGCCGCCUGCAGUGAAGGCUAAAAUAUUGGAGAUUUCCGGAACAUUUACUCAUCGUCAGGGGCACAUCUAUAUGGAAAUGAACUUCACCAACAAAGCUCUACAGCACAUGACAGACUUCGCGAUCCAGUUUAACAAGAAUAGCUUCGGUGUCAUCCCCAGCUCUCCCCUGGCCAUCCACACCCCGCUGAUGCCAAACCAGAGCAUCAAGGUCUCCCUGCCUCUCAACACCUUGGGCCUAGUCAUGAAGAUGGAACCUCUGAAUAACCUUCAGGUGGCUGUGAAAAACAAUAUUGAUGUCUUCUAGUUCAGCUGCCUCAUCCCACUCAAUGUGCUUUUUGUAGAAGACAGCAAAAGGGAGCGCCAGGUCUUCCUCGCGACGUGGAAGGAUAUUUCCAAUGAAAAUGAACUUCAGUUUCAGAUUAAGGAAUGUCAUGUAAAUGCUGACACUGUUUCCAGCAAGCUGCAAAACAACAACGUUUAUACUAUUGCCAAGAGAAACGUGGAAGGGCAAGACAUGCUAUACCAGUCUCUGAAGCUCACCAACGGCAUUUGGAUCUUGGCUGAGCUGUGCAUCCAGCCAGGAAACCUCAAUUACACACUGUUGCUGAAGUGCAGAGCUCCUGAAGUCUCUCAGUACAUCUAUCAGGUCUACUACAGCAUUUUGAAAAACUAAUAGGCUGGUCCGGUGCCCUCCAGCCACCCUGUGAUCGGUGCAAGCCAAGAACUCUUACCUGGAGGAAAUGGUAUUGUCACGUAGAAUCUGAACCCAAACACACCAAGGCCACCCACCAAGGUAGUGACUAGUGUAACCUGUGCUAAAUUAGGGCACAGCCUGUUGGAUAGUUUUAGCUUCCCGUGAACGUUUGUUAACCACUGCUUCACCCACUCCCCGCCUCUGGCCACCUGCUACCGCUGUCUGUCCCUGUUCGUGGGCUUCUCUGCACUGUGCCGUGGCUGGCAGUUCUGAGUGUAGUUUGAUAUUUUGUAAUUGAGAGCUCGUUUAAAAAGCAGAAAAAGACAAAAAAUAUUAAAGUAAGGAUAAGUGUCACUGAAAAAAAAAAAAAAGGAUGAGAUAGUAUUCGGUAAAGCAAGUCAGAAACUUUAUUCCUUGGCCAAGAAAUAGAGAAGGAUAAUUGAAUGCUCUAAUGAUUCCUCCUUCCUGAUUCUGGGGAAUUAGGAAAGUAUUAAAGGGUCUUGGGGGAAGUAGGCAGGUUCAAGAGUGGGGAUUUUUGAGGAAGGGCGGAGGGUUCUCGAUUUACAAGGGAGCAUGUCCAGUCCUCAAACAUGCUUGGGCCAUGCCUAGCCAUAUAUCUCAUGUCUCAUUUUAAUGUUAGAUCUCCACUUCUAAGAGUUAUUUUCAAUAUGCUAAUUAAGAAAAGUUCAUCAAAAGGUCACUUGGAAAGGGGUUUCAGGUGCUAUUUUGGAUUUUUCUGGCAUGGACUGGUUUCUUGGGUCCCUGGGUUCUUUAUCUGCCUCCUCCCACAGGCUUAGCUAGCCUUGGGAUUUCUACCUUUUCUUGACAAGUUCAGCCUGCUUUUUGUCAGAGGAUGUAUUGGAGAGACUGUAAGAAAGUAGAAGUUUAAAGAUUAACCAAUAUGUGGUGGCACAACCCAGUGACAAUACAACUGGAAGGGACAUUGGUAGGGGGUGACUCUACCUCCUGAUUUGGGUUUUGGUUUCACACAUAUGUUCAGUUUGUUUCUGGACUUCCUGUUGGAGACAGGAAAAUAAACUGAGAUCAUCCAAAAGAAAACAGGCUAUUUACUCAGAGCUUGCAAGAGUCAGCUACUAUCAAAUGCAUUUGGCAAGG
Molecule: messenger RNA, 4507 nt
Organism: Pteronotus mesoamericanus
Lineage: Eukaryota; Metazoa; Chordata; Mammalia; Chiroptera; Mormoopidae
Product: AP-1 complex subunit beta-1-like
Biological process (GO): intracellular protein transport; vesicle-mediated transport
Cellular component (GO): clathrin adaptor complex; membrane coat
Molecular function (GO): clathrin binding
Source: RefSeq, a predicted model, not a curated record